Molecule: messenger RNA, 2712 nt
Organism: Salvia miltiorrhiza (redroot sage)
Lineage: Eukaryota; Viridiplantae; Streptophyta; Magnoliopsida; Lamiales; Lamiaceae
Product: putative late blight resistance protein homolog R1C-3
Exons: 1
Coding region: 1-2712 (903 amino acids)
Biological process (GO): defense response to other organism
Molecular function (GO): ADP binding
Source: RefSeq, a predicted model, not a curated record
AUGGCAGCUUAUGGAGCUCUGGUUUCUCUUAUGCAUAUCAUAGAUAGGAUAGAGAAUCAUCCUUCCCCUCCAAUUUCUCUCGACAAUCAACAAGUUGAAUCUCUUACUGAAAAUGUUACCUUCUUGCAGGAAUUUCUUGAUGGUUAUAUGAAUAUCUCCCCAGUCGUCGAUGACCAUGAAGCGGAUCUAUUGGAGCGUCGCAUUGUUGAUGCAGUUUAUGCAUCUGAGGAUGUCAUUGAAUCACAAAUUGUGGUUCAAACUGAUAACCGAUCCACAAUUCGUGGGAUGAUGUCCAGUUUCAUCAACUUGUUUCGAGCUCUGUGUAAAUGCGCAACUAUUGAGGAGGACUUCUAUCACGAUCUACAAGAAGUGAUAGAAGAAAUGAAUUUGAUCAGGAAGGAAGCCUUGGAGAUUGCAAACGCAGCUGAUCAACUGCAGAGAAAGGUAUCCUCAACUCUUGCUGGCUCCUCUUCCACUGUGAAAGAAAGCAUGAUGGUGGGCUUCGACGAGGUGUUACUUGAAGUGCUGGAUAAGCUCACCAGAGGCCAACUCAGUCGCCAAAUCAUCCCAAUCAUGGGGAUGGGCGGCAUUGGUAAGACCACUCUUGCCCGACAUGUAUUUGAGCAUGCGCUUGUUAAGGAGCAUUUUGAUAUUUGUGCUUGGACUACAAUUUCUCAAACUUAUAAUGUAAGAGAAACACUUAGAGAAGUUCUUUUCCAAGCAAGUGGAAAUUCAGGUGGUGAUCUGAGUGAGGGCGAAUUGGGAUUAAAACUAUACCAGUAUUUAUGGGGUAGGAGGUAUCUCAUAAUUAUGGAUGAUAUGUGGAUUAUAGAUGUGUGGGACAAGAUCAGGUCUUCCUUUCCUGAUUGCAAUAAUGGGAGUCGAAUAAUAGUAACAACUAGGCUGUCAAACUUGACUUCGCAGUUGGGUGAGUCUUAUGGCGUUGGUAUGAAAUUUCUAGAUAAGGCUAGUAGUUGGGAUUUGUUUACCAACACUGUGAUUGGGGGAGAAAGUCUUCCACCUGAGUUGGAGGAUAUUGGAAAGAAUAUUGUAGAAAAUUGUAAAGGGCUUCCUUUAUCGAUUGCUACAAUUGGAGGUCUUUUGGCAAAAUCUGAGCGUACUAGAGAAUAUUGGGUGCGUAUUGAGCAAAAUUUAAAUUCAAUUGUGAUUACGAAUAAUGAUGAAUUUUGCUUGAAAAUAUUGCGAGUGAGCUAUACCUAUCUGCCCAACUAUUUGAAGCCGUGCUUUUUGUAUAUGGGUGUUUUUGAGGAAGAUCGUUCAAUUCGUGCCUCAAUGUUGAAGAAGCUAUGGGUUUCAGAAGGAUUUUUAAAACCCGUGAGUGGAAAAUGUUGGGAAACAAUAGCAGAAGAGUACUUGAAGGAGUUGGUAGAUAGAAAUAUGAUUUUAGUUGAUAAGUUGGGGUUUAGUGGAAAUGUAAAGUUUUGUAAGAUUCAUGAUUUAUUGAGGGACUUAUGCUUGAAAGAAGUUGAAAAGGAGAGGUUUUAUCAUAUCAUAGAAAAGUCUCCUUCAGUGAUAUAUAACGAACCUCGUCGGGUUGUUUUUCAAAAUGUUGGAAGUAGGGUAAUAAGUGAAAUCUUGGGAUCUUUGUCACAUGCUCGUUCUAUAAUAUGUAAUGACGACGGGAUAAACUUUGAAAGGUCUCACAAUUUUAGAUUGUUGAGAACAUUCAAAGAGUAUGAUAGAGAUACACGUCAACUUGGAAGUGGUGAUCAUUUCCUAGGCGAUGUUUUUCAAUUGGUGAACUCACGACACCUUGCUGUCAGAGUUAAUUGGAAGUCCAAAUUCCCGUCUUCUAUCAAUUUGCUUUGGAAUCUAUAUACGUUAAUAGUUGCUCAGUCUUCAUUCGAAAUGUCUUCGCAUGAAGUUGUUGCACCGAUUGAGAUUUGGAAAUUGCAUCAACUUAGGCAUCUCGAGUUUGUAGAAAAAGCAUUGAUUCUCCCAGAUCCUCCGAGUGAUGAUAUCGUUAUCAUGGAGAAUCUACAAACGCUCAGAGGAGCGAAGAAUUUGUAUUUGAAUGAGGAGGUGGUUCAGAGAAUUUCCAAUGUCAAGAAAUUGCAUCUAAUUUACGAAAGGGGAGAUAUGAACGGUUGUCUCAUCAGUUUGAGUGAAUUGAAACAAACGGAGAGAGCAAACUCUUUCAGCUAUCUUGAGUGUCUGAGUAAACUGGAAAAAUUGUACUGCCACUUCUCUUUUGAUUAUGGAUAUGCUGAGUAUUUUCAGAGGAUUAGUUUCCCACACUCCCUCAAGAAGUUGAACUUAUCUCUCGAUUACUCUUAUCAUGUGGAGUUGGUAAAGAUAUUGGAAAAGAUAGGGUGGUUGCCCCUUCUUCAGAAGUUAGUAUUAAAAAAUGGUAUCUUCAAAACAGGCAAGUGGGACACUAUCGAGGGUCAAUUUCGGAGCCUCAAGCUACUACAAUUGGACAAUUGUAAUGGUCUAAAAAAUUGGACGAUGGCAGAGAGCUCCCAUUUUCCAGUUCUCGAGGAGCUUCGUCUUCAAGGUUUGAUGGAAUUGGAGGAGAUCCCUUCAGAAGUUGGAGAAAUAGCAACGCUGAAAUCAAUUUAUUUGGAAUAUUGCAGUGAAUCAGCGGUAGAGUCAGCUGCAAAGAUAGUAGAAGAACAACAGGAUUUAUAUGGAGACCAACUAGACUUUCAUGUUCGAGCUAUAGCAAGUCCCAACUUUGUAAGCUUAUAA